GGUGCGGGUUGAGUACUACGUCAACGAGAACACCUUUAAGGAGAGACUUCACCUUUUCUGUGUAAAGAGCCAACAGUCAAGCCUACGCGUCCGAAUUUUCACUUUACUGGUCAAGUUAUUAACAUGUGUUUUCUACAUCAUACGGGUUUGCAUUGAUGACAAACCCAUCCAUGCCUCUUGCUACGGGUGUCAGAACGAAAACAAGGACAUCAAUUACUACCUUGAAUACGGGAACAAGACCGACGAGCAGUUCCAGGAGGCGCCCAUCAUCAACUGGCGGGCGGUGUGGUGGGUGAACCGACCGACGUGGCUGUGGAUCCUGCAGCUGGCGGGCGCCGUCAUCUCGCUCUCCGAGGCGCUCUUGUUAGCCUACCUGAACUACAAGGGAAACAUAUGGCAGACGUUAAGAUCGUUUUAUUUUCUUCUCGAGUUGGUCAAUACUGUACCUUUUAUUCUAACACUAUGUUGGCCUCCGCUAAGAAACCUCUUCGUCCCGGUGUUCCUCAACUGCUGGCUGGCCAAACAUGCUCUCGAAAAUAUGUUCAACGAUUUGCACCGCGCUAUGCAACGCUCUCAAUCAGCUCUCAGUCAGCAGCUUAUGAUACUCUCUGCAACCUUCAUGUGUCUCGUCUUUACCAGCGUGUGCGGGAUCCAGCACUUCCAGCGCGCCGGCCACCGCCACCUGAACCUCUUUCAAGCCGUUUAUUACGUCAUCGUCACCUUCUCCACCGUGGGCUACGGAGACUUCGUGCCCGACAUCUGGCCGUCGCAGCUGUUCAUGGUCAUCAUGAUCUGCGUCGCCCUCAUCGUCCUCCCGACGCAGUUCGAGCAGCUCGCCUUCACGUGGAUGGAGAGAAAGAAGCUCGGGGGAACGUACUCCGCCCACCGCGCGCAGAACGAGCGCCACGUGGUCGUCUGCUCCACCAAUCUCCAAGCUGACACCAUCAUGGACUUUCUCAAUGAGUUCUACGCGCAUCCACAUUUGCAGGACUACUUCGUGGUGCUACUGUCUCCCAUGGAGUUGGACCCGACCAUGAAGAUGAUCCUGCAGGUGCCGAUGUGGGCGCAGCGGGUCAUCUACAUCCAGGGGUCGUGCCUGAAGGACGGCGACCUGACCCGGGCGAGGAUGAGCGAGGCGGAGGCGUGUUUCAUCCUGGCGGCGAGACACUACGCGGACAAGACGGCGGCGGACGAGCACACCAUCCUGCGGUCGUGGGCGGUCAAGGACUUCGCUCCCAACGUCCCUCAGUACGUGCAGAUCUUCCGGCCGGAGAACAAACUGCACGUGAAAUUUGCAGAACACGUAGUUUGCGAGGACGAGUUCAAAUACGCCCUCCUCGCGAACAACUGCAUGAGUCCGGGCAUCUCCACCUUAGUAACGUUACUGCUACACACCUCCAGAGGACAGGAGGGCCAGGCGUCGCAGGAGGACUGGCACCGCCUCUACGGGAAGUGCUCCGGCAAUGAGAUCUAUCACAUCAAGUUGGGGGAUUCGCGCUUCUUUGGCGAGUAUGAGGGAAAGAGCUUUACUUAUGCGAGCUUUCAUUCGCAUAGAAAGUACGGCGUUGCCUUGGUCGGUGUCCGGCCUGCCGAGUUACCCGAGUUCUACGAGGACACGAUCUUGCUGAACCCUGGUCCUCGACACAUCAUGAAGAAAACAGACAUUUGCUUCUACAUGAGCAUCACCAAAGAAGAGAAUAGUGCCUUUGUUGUGGGAACAGGUGCAAGCAGCAGCAGCAGUCAGGAGGGCAGGGCGGAGCCGGAGGACCCUGCCUCGAAGGACCCGGAGAAGGGCAUGAAGCUGAGCGAGUGCGAGGAGCGUCCCAAGCCGAGAUCAGGCCGAAGGUGUGUCCUGCUCAAGCUGCGACGCAACGCGCUCAUGUCCUCCACCAGGAGGAACCUCGUCCAGCAGGAGGGGGAGGCCUCGACCGACCUGCGCAAAGGUCACCCCCGCCACAAGCUGGAGCGAGAAGAUACCACAAAGUCUAACAGUCCGUCCCUCAGUGGGGGCAAUUUCCUGGAUGUCCCUCGUUCAGAUACUCUGGGUAACGUGUCUGAUAAAAGGCCAGAGACCCGGCGCCCGUCCAUCCUCCCGGUGCCGGACAUGUUCACGGGCUCGACCUUGAACAUCGCCGGCCAAGAGCGAGGCAGCGACGAGGCUUCCGGGGAGAGCGAGGACGAGCUGGACGACGUGCCCUGGAGGUCGCCCUCGGAGAUGAUCGCCGGGAGAAGGAACGGGGCUCGCACAUCUCCUAUAUGUUUCGGCUGCCUUUCGCCGCAGGAAGUGUGUUCUCAGCCAGCAUGCUAGACACGCUGCUGUACCAGGCGUUCGUGAAGGACUACCUCAUUACCUUCGUUCGCCUCCUGCUUGGGGUGGACCAGGCGCCGGGCUCGGGCUUCCUCACCUCGAUGAAGAUCGGCAAACAGGACCUGUGGAUCCGAACGUACGGCCGCCUGUACCAGAAGCUCUGUUCCACCACGUGCGAGAUCCCAAUAGGCAUCUACAGAACUAUAGACACGAGCAACAUGGAGCCGGGGAAUAAUGAUGGAGACGCCUCGGACACUGGCCAUUCAUAUUCACACUUAUACGACACCACCUCUUGUUUUUUAUGCCAAAGCAACCAAAACUCGAUGUUCUCCCUCAACAUCUCGGACGACCCCAAGGAAGGGCACAGCAACCUCAUUGAGAGGGCAGAGAUCGCGCAGCUUGUGAGGUCCCGGAUGCAGAGUCUUGGUCUUCCCCCGGAGGACUAUGACGAUGUCUCCGAGAAGCGCAAUUCCUUGUCCUUUGUUAUCAUCAACCCUUCUUGUGAUCUCAAACUGGAAGAAGGCGAUAUAGUGUACCUCAUCAGACCGAGUCCGUUCUCAGCGCAGAAGACCUUCGAGCGACACAACUCAAGACGAAAGUCCAACAUUUCCCUUUGUGAUACUCGACGUCGAAGCACGACCUUCUCGCGACCGCCUCCUCUGACGUCGGCGCCCAAGUCGAACUCGCUAAGCUUACCAGACAGUCCGCAGAUCUCUCCAGGUCCUUUCCUAACGUCCCCAUUAGAGUCCCUUCACGUCCCCAUGUCCCCCAAAACAGGAUUUGUCCGGGGACGCUCAAACUCUUUGCGCGUCGACGACAUUCUCAUGAGGCGCUCGAACUCGCUGCGCUUCGGGCUCGAGGCCACGCGCAAGAUCAACAGCUUCGAGGAGCUCGGCAUCAGCCCCAUCACGCCGCUCACCCGCGACGAGCGCACCGGGUCCAUCAAGAUCCCCGUCAACGGGUCCAUCGGCCUCGAGGUCACUCCGCCUGAGGAGUGCGGAUCCGAAGCCUCCGUACCUUCUAUCCAGCUCCAAGGCACCAUUGUCUGACCACCGCCAUCGCCUCGACCGGCGCGAGUAUGGUUCCACAUGGGCGGAGUUCGCGGCUACUCGCCCAGCCGCACGCAGAGACUCUGACAGCCAGCGGCCUCCCGCCCUGUGCGCCGCUCGUCUCUCGGGCCGCUGUCCUGGCCGCAGGCGCAGUAAUGGAGGGAGGCCGAGGAAAGAGAAACGGUCGCGUUGACCCUCAGUUGUUUUUCGAUUUCGAAAAUCUAAAAUGCCUCCGGUGAUGUUCUAAGUGCUUUGUUCCGAUUGCAUUUCUCUUUGACAAUAUCCACGGUUUUGGGGCAUUGGGUACAAACGUAGGGUGAGGUCAGUUUUUUAGUGAAUUACGCAUAUUACAAAUCGCUUUGCUUGUGUGAGUGAAUGGAAGUGACGAGAAGAAAAGUGCGGAUUCAGAUAUUAUUUUUGUUUAGGUUUAAGUCCUUGAAACACAAAUGACUUUAGAAUUUGAAUGUAAGGAUAUAUGAUUGCCAACACGACGGACUUUACCUUCUGUGAAGGGUUAUUGCGCCCUACAUCGUGAUAGCCACAAAGAUCCUUGUUUCAUUGUGAGCCUCUCGUGUCUGGUGCUGUGAGACUCUGUGGCUCAUAUGAUGAUCCAAGUUGUUGUUUUGGAAAAGGAAAAUGAGACUCGAUGACUUCUGCUUCUGAAGAAUAUGAUCAAAAUGAUAGUGAAAUCCAAUUUUCUGAGAAUAUAGCAAACGAUUUGCGAACAAAGACCCAGUGUGUUUGUUAUAUAAGCUCAACAACGUUUUCCUUGCAAAGUUAGAACAUGAACUGAAUAUUUAACUGAUGUGUUUAUCAGGCUGUACCUUUCCUUUCCCCGCUUUAUUUACCGUUGGAUUCUUUCGGAACCCGGUUCAGUUCCACCUCAGCACACUUGUUGGUAUUUCAGACGAGCAAUAUCUUUCAGCCACGGUUUAAGAGACGCUUCAGCUCUCAGGUCCCACGUGGCAUUUGAGUUCAUAACAAUCAGAUUUUACUCUCACCCUCACUCUGAGUUUAUGAAUAUAACUUACUUUCAAAAUAAGUUAGCAGCUGUUAUUGAUAUAUAAUGCCUUAUUGUGUUACAUGCAGCAUUACUGAAACUAUAUCAUGUUGUGAAUUCAUAUAGUGAUGGAAAGAGAAAUCAUAAUAAAUCAGUACUUUCAGGCGACAACUUUUUUCCAAUUGGUUUUAUCAGAAUUCCCAACCAACCCUUUCCUUAGUACCAAAAUUGAAUGUUAAAUACCCUGUAUCAUCGUAAUAGGCUUUGUACUUAACUAGUUUUCGACCAUAUGAAUAAUCAGUAAUAGUUGUAAGCCAAUCCUAUCUCAGAAUAUUGUACCAAAGUCCAUGUAUAUUUGUGCAGAUAAUGUGAGGUUGUGAUAUAUUAUCUUGCCGACUCAUAAUGUGCAUGUACCAGAUUGAUAAGCUGAGCAUAAUCCUGUAUAAUCUUUAUUUUAUUAAUAUAUAUAGAGUUUAUGAUUAAAGCAUAGCACAUUUUAGCGUUAAGGUGAAUGCUCGACAUUCUGUACAUUCAGAGGCUGCCCUCUACCAUUUGGCUAGAUAAAUUACACUCAUAAGACGAUUAAGGAUGUUUGUUUUCAUACCAUACUGAUUGUACGUAAAUAUUUGUGUUUUUUCGGUUUGUUUUUCUUUCUCUUUUCCAGUCAAAGCGAAUAUUGUUUUAUUGUUCGUUACAGAAUACGAAACAAUAUUUGGUUUGUGGUGUACAUGGUCAAAAACAAGAAAAUGGUUUCGUCUUUGGUGUUACGGAACUCAAAGAAUAUAGUUACAUUGUGAAGCUGUGGCAGUUGCUUUAUACAGAUGCCGGUAUAUGUGAAAUAAAGUAUAUUAGAUACUUUUUAUUUUUUAUAUAAAAAUGUAAACUGAUUUACAUAAUUGAAAGAAAUGGCAUACUUUCUUAUUAGUUCAGUCCUUUGACUGUAAUGUGAUUGUGUCUAUAUGAAUAUAACAAUUGAAAAAAAAUAUUUUUGAAUUACUGAAGCAUUUUUUAAGCUUGGAAUUAUCUUGUUACCUGUUCCUCAAGGCUUUCAUGUCUGAUUGUAUGUACAGUCUUCAUAAAAUUAACUCUAUUUGAUUUUUUCUUCUAUUUUUUCUGUCUUUUUUAUCGUGAGGCGGGACAGGACACUCCCAGCAGUCUCACUGAAGAACGGAGUAUCAUUUAUACUGCAUUACUGCUUUGUAAAUAAGGAUCUAUGAAGAUGACAGCUGACCGCAUCAAUAUUUUCAUUUCCUCAACUCAUGUGACAACAGUAUUGCUUGUUUCCUUGUUUAUCUCUUUUCCAUAAUUCCUCUUCUGAUAUUCUGGCUUGUAUACUGUAGGCAAAGUAGUGAAAAAAAAAGUCUACCACUCCAUCUUGCUCAUAUUCAUUACUGAUCUGAAAUCAAUUAUAUCUGUAAGUAUAGGAAAACUUGAGA
Molecule: messenger RNA, 5793 nt
Organism: Penaeus monodon (black tiger shrimp)
Lineage: Eukaryota; Metazoa; Arthropoda; Malacostraca; Decapoda; Penaeidae
Gene: SLO2
Product: potassium channel subfamily T member 2-like
Biological process (GO): potassium ion transport
Cellular component (GO): membrane
Molecular function (GO): intracellular sodium-activated potassium channel activity
Source: RefSeq, a predicted model, not a curated record